UGAUUUUUUCCUGCCGAAUCGGGCGAUGGGCUGCCCCGGUAGAGAGUCUUCAUAACUGUCCCUGUCCCGGUCUCGUUUUUACCUACAGACGCUGCUAGCUCCGGUCAGACAUGGAGAAAGUUGUCCUUGUAACCGGCGCGAACAGCGGCAUUGGCCUGGCCCUGUGUGAAAGGCUGCUGACUGAGGAUAGCCAGCUUCUUCUGUGUCUAGCCUGCAGAAACAUGAAGCGGGCCAAGGAUGCCCGCUCUGCCCUCCUGACCUCUCACAUCAAUGCACAUAUUGACUUACUGCACCUCGAUGUGGGCUGUGUGCAGUCAGUGCUCGCUGCUGCUCAGGAGCUCAAGGCCAGGUACAACAGAAUUGACUUUCUGUAUUUAAAUGCAGGAAUUAUGCCCAACCCACAAGUGGAUGUCAAAGCUUUGUUCAAGGGUCUGUUCUCAAGGAAUGUCAUCAACAUGUUUGCGACAGCAGAGGGUCUCUUGACUCAACAAGACCGCCUCAACUCAGACGGCUUGCAGGAAGUUUUUGCCACCAACCUCUUCGGUCAUUUUCUCCUGAUCAGGGAGCUGGAGCCCCUGCUGUGUCCGGGAUGUCAAACGUCCAGGAUAGUGUGGACAUCCUCGAGUAACGCCCGCCGCUCUGCCUUCAGCAUCGAGGACAUUCAGCACAGAAAUGGGAUGGAACCCUACAGCUCCUCCAAGUAUGCAUCAGACAUGCUCAGCCUGGCACUCAACAGACACAAGAACAGCCAGGGGCUGUUUUCCUCUGUAAUAUGUCCAGGACUGGUGAUGACUAAUCUGACCUAUGGCAUCCUCCCCUCCUUCUUCUGGACCCUCAUCCUGCCCAUCAUGUGGCUGAUUAGGAUCUUUACCAACACAUUUACGCUCACACCAUACAACGGAGCAGAGGCGCUGCACUGGUUAUUUGUUCAAAACCCUGAGUCUCUGGAUCCAAGAGCAAAGUAUCACAGUUUAACAUCAGGACUUGGAAAAAACUACACUCAGCCUCGACAGAUGGACAUCGAUGAACAGAUGUCUGAGAUCCUCUAUUCAAAGCUUCUCGAACUUGAGAAAGUAGUGAGAAGGAAACAGAGUGAGGGGAAUGCAGACAAGUAAGCUAAUGGACAAUACCUCAGUAAGAUACAGUAGAAGUGACUCUUUUGUAAUGGAUGGUUUUGCUGUUGCAAAUGUGUGCGAAUUGUGAUGAAGAACAAUAAAGGUGCUCUUAUUCUUUUCUUGCCAGUUGUA
Messenger RNA from Perca fluviatilis (European perch), 1247 nucleotides. Its product is annotated as 3-keto-steroid reductase/17-beta-hydroxysteroid dehydrogenase 7-like. Gene Ontology annotation, molecular function: 5-alpha-androstane-3-beta,17-beta-diol dehydrogenase (NADP+) activity; 3-beta-hydroxysteroid 3-dehydrogenase (NADP+) activity; estradiol 17-beta-dehydrogenase [NAD(P)+] activity. The record is from RefSeq and is a predicted model, not a curated record. NCBI's taxonomy places the organism in Eukaryota, Metazoa, Chordata, Actinopteri, Perciformes, Percidae. Gene Ontology annotation, biological process: cholesterol biosynthetic process. Gene Ontology annotation, cellular component: endoplasmic reticulum membrane. The transcript has 9 exons. The coding region runs from base 111 to 1115 and encodes 334 amino acids.